This is a messenger RNA of Gastrolobium bilobum, 1056 nucleotides long. Its product is annotated as olee1-like protein. The coding region runs from base 439 to 942 and encodes 167 amino acids. The record is from RefSeq and is a predicted model, not a curated record. NCBI's taxonomy places the organism in Eukaryota, Viridiplantae, Streptophyta, Magnoliopsida, Fabales, Fabaceae. The transcript has 2 exons.
AAAUAAUUUUCCGAAGAUAAAAAUGUAUUUCAGAUGGUGAUAAUAGGUUAUAGUCAGUGCUGAUCAAAGAAAUUAGGUUCCACUUCAACUUUUUACUCUUUAGCUGGUAGUCACGACUAAUCAUAUGUCUUUCGAGUUCAGAUGGCAUAUAGUGCAAUCUCAUACUAGUUCCACUCUAUUAACAAAGGGACUUUAGGCCCCAUUAUGGACACAAAAAAAGGUUAGGUGAUGGAGAAUGAAAGAAGAAAUAGCGGGUCAAAACAACAUUUUCGACCCCCAGAAAAAUAAGGGAGAAUUGAGAACCUCACAGAAUUAACAGACAAUGCUAAAAUAAGGUAAACCAUUUAUGACACAAAAUAUAACCUUCUAUCCCUUAGAUACACAGUCCUCCUAUGAAUCAAAUCUCCAUCCAAACCAAUAAUCACAUCAGGAUUCACAAUGGCCAAGUCUAUCAUCAUCGUUGCUUCUACCCUUUGUUUCUUGUCAUUCUUUGGUUCAGCUUAUUGCCGGGACCGCUUCUUUAUUGAGGGCUCAGUCUACUGUGACACAUGCCGCACUCAGUUCCUCACAAGGGUCAGCGAGUUCAUGUCAGGUGCAACCGUGCGAGUGGAGUGCAAAGAUACUGAGAAUGGAACUUUGACAUUCAGCAAGGAUGCAGUUACUGAUAGAAACGGGUCAUACAAAGUGGAGGUGGAUGGAGAUCAUGAAGAGGAGGUUUGUGAGGUUAAGCUUAUAAAGAGUAGCAGGGAAGACUGUGGAGAGGUUGACACUGCUUCUCACCUUGAACAAGCUGCUAUGAUUAGCAUCACAAGCAACAAUGGAAUCAUGUCACCAAUCCGCACUGCCAACCCUCUUGGUUUCUUGAAGAAGAACCGUCUUCCAAUAUGCUCUGAGGUGUUCCAAGAGCUAGGACUUUUGGACGAUGGCAGCAUUGAAUUAUGAAAAACAUAGUCAUAGGAAUCCCUUUUAACUAUUAUAGAAUAAAGCAUGGAUCAAUCUUUUUUACUCUUUUUUAUGAUCAUGAUAUAUGUGGGAGUUUCUCUAGCCUCGAAUUCU